AUGGAUAAAGACUGUCGGAUGUUGGAUGUCGGAUGCGAUCGAGAGGCGAUAAGUGAAGUGAAACGGAAAGUCGGCGGCGUCUGGUCAAGCUGGUUCCCCAUUUUCUACAGCGCCGCUCCACGCGGAUCCUGCGCCAGCUGUUGUGCGAUUAAGGAGCGCGAGGACAUCAAAUUCAUGCUGUACACCAGGCGGAACCGCAAUGCUGCGCAGAUGCUACACCUGAGCGACGAUGCCCGGCUGGCGCAAAGCAAUUUCAAUUUCAAUUACCCGCUGGCCAUCUACCUGCACGGCUUCUCGGAGUCGGCCACCGGCGAGCGUCAGAGCAGCCAGGAGUUGAAGGACGCCUUCCUGCGAAGAGGAAACUACAACGUGGUCCUCAUCGACUGGAGCGCAAUGACAGCGGUGCCCUGGUACUCAAAUGCCGUAGAGAAUCUGCCGGUGACGGCCCGCUAUAUAGCCAGAUUCCUGCGAUAUCUGGUGGACAAGGGUUAUCCUGCCAAGCACAUACAUUUGAUUGGUUUCAGUCUGGGUGCGGAGGUGGCCGGUUUUGCUGGCAAGCAACUGCAGGAAUGGGGCAUUAAGCUGACUAGGAUAACGGCUCUGGAUCCAGCACUACCUCUUUUUGAAGGCAAUAGCUCCAAUCGGCGCCUGAGUCCCAGCGAUGCACGCUUUGUGGAUGUCAUCCAUACGGAUGGCGGUAUCCUAGGCAACCCUGCACCCAUGGGACAUGCAGACUUCUAUCCGAAUGGAGGAAGACCCCUACAGCCUGGUUGUGCCAAGCAGGAAAUAGCCAAUAAUCGCUGGCUGGGCAUAAUUAUUGGCUGCAGUCACCAGCGUGCCUGGGAGUACUUUGUGGAGAGCAUAGCACAGCCUCGAGGAUUUCCUGCCCAACGAUGCGAAACCUCGGAAGCUAUUGGAGCCUGCCGGGAGCCAGGAAAUGGCCAAGCCUUCAUGGGCAUGGGAGCGGAUCCCAGGAUACGUGGCAAAUUCUUUCUGGAUACGAACGAUGCCAGACCCUUUGGGAGAAAUAGCCGGGCGAGGUCGAUUGUCUCGCUGGCUCCUCAGCUGCCAAUUGCCUACAAAUUGCCCCCAAAUGCCACCAGACAGACAUCUGUCAAUCGGUGGGCUCCCGUCUCCGGUUCUGGUGAGGAGCAGCACCAGCAGCAGCAGGACGACAACAAUGCGCUGAGCAACAACAUUGACGGCUUCUCCUCACUGACGUGACGGAAUUUGCUGUCGGUUUUCGAGGGAGAUUUUUCUGUGUGGGAGUCGGCAUCCCCGGAGUGUCCUCCGACAUCGGUUGAGAUUUAUGUGAGCGGCGUGAUUAUAGUAAGUCGUUGUCCCUUGCUCCUCUCGCUACCGCAUCAGCUCCAUGUUGCAGUUGUGGCAACA
Molecule: messenger RNA, 1392 nt
Organism: Drosophila serrata
Lineage: Eukaryota; Metazoa; Arthropoda; Insecta; Diptera; Drosophilidae
Product: pancreatic lipase-related protein 2
Biological process (GO): lipid catabolic process
Molecular function (GO): serine hydrolase activity; lipase activity
Source: RefSeq, a predicted model, not a curated record